Messenger RNA from Pseudocercospora fijiensis CIRAD86, 1000 nucleotides. RefSeq lists its product as uncharacterized. Lineage: Eukaryota; Fungi; Ascomycota; Dothideomycetes; Mycosphaerellales; Mycosphaerellaceae. The transcript is spliced from 2 exons. Bases 107 to 769 code for a protein of 220 amino acids. Gene Ontology annotation, biological process: small GTPase-mediated signal transduction. Gene Ontology annotation, molecular function: GTP binding; GTPase activity. The record is from RefSeq and is a predicted model, not a curated record.
GCUGCGCACGUGCAGAUGGAGACGCAGGAACCCGUCUGACCCCCACCUGGUCGUCUUCCGCUUUGUCGUCACGAGAUGUGGUAACAUAACACCGUACUAGUCAAAGAUGGCCGCACUGCCAGCAGACUUCUAUGACAAUGCGCCUGUAGUGCCUGUGCUCUUGUUGGGCGAUGCGGGCGUGGGAAAAAGCACGUUUCUAUCUCGCUUGAGAGUUGGACAUGAGUAUCGUGGACCAUUGCCGCAGCUGCGCGAUCUUGACCAGCCAUUCGCAUUCAACAUUCGCAUGUAUAACCGUCCGUACCGCUUCGAAUUCUACGAUACCGCAUCGCCCGAACACUACACCUUACUGAAACCUGCUAUGCUCGUACUCUGCUACGACAUUGGGAAUCCCUCCUCACUUGCCAGCCUUCACGAGAAGUGGAAAGAAGUCGUCGAAGUCCACUUCAAUUACGACGAGUCGUUACCGGUAGUCGUACUAGGCUUGAAAAGAGAUGUUCGGCAGAAGGAAGACUAUGAUGGGCAUGUCCGCCAGCUCGCCGCUGGAGAAAACGAUGAAGACGAGGGUGCAGUGCUCAAUGGUAGGACCAUUGUAUAUCCGCAAGAAGGACUGCGCAUCGCUCAAGAGAUGCGCUGUGACCAGUACUGCGAGUGCGCGGCGCUGACAGGAGAGUUGUGUCGUGAGGUCAUUGAGGAUCUUUCUCGAAGAGCAGCCAAGACUACUACUGCGAAAGGAGGAAGAACUCAGGGCAUGCAAUGUGUAGUCUCUUAAUCGUCCUUAAGGUGACAGUACUCGUCCCAUCGAAGCCACAAUACGAGAAGGACCAGGAGCGCAAACAUGGCCGGAGGUCCGUCCCAAAGAGCUUCGGGUCACUAUCUAAAAGAUAUCUAUUCGCUAUUCGAAAGAUAUCUAUUCGAUCGUACUCAAGACAGUAACGACGAGACCAGCGAUACCUACUCAUUAAGCUACAUAAACGUCGGAAAGCGUCGUUCAUUCAAUCAG